Molecule: messenger RNA, 2017 nt
Organism: Austrofundulus limnaeus
Lineage: Eukaryota; Metazoa; Chordata; Actinopteri; Cyprinodontiformes; Rivulidae
Gene: purbb
Product: purine-rich element binding protein Bb
Exons: 1
Coding region: 48-953 (301 amino acids)
Biological process (GO): regulation of transcription by RNA polymerase II
Cellular component (GO): nucleus
Molecular function (GO): DNA-binding transcription factor activity, RNA polymerase II-specific; purine-rich negative regulatory element binding; RNA polymerase II transcription regulatory region sequence-specific DNA binding
Source: RefSeq, a predicted model, not a curated record
GCUCGAGCGCACGCAGCUACGUCGAAGAAGAGGAGGGCAGAAGCCGAAUGGUGGAGCUGAACAUGGCGGAUGGAGACAGUGGGAGUGAGCGCGGUGGAAGUAGCGGCGGAGGAGGCGGCUUCCAGCACCCUCAGAGGGACCAGGAGACCCAGGAGCUGGCGUCCAAGCGCCUUGACAUCCAGAACAAGCGCUUCUACCUGGACGUCAAGCAGAACAGCAAGGGCAGGUUCAUCAAGAUCGCCGAGGUGGGGGCCGGGGGCUCCAAAAGUCGCUUGACCCUCUCGCUCUCGGUGGCGGCGGAGUUCCGUGACUACCUCGGGGAUUUCAUCGAGCACUACGCCCAGCUGGGGCCUAGCACUCCGGAGCAGAUAGCUCAGUCCACCGCGGGGGAGGACGGCGGGCCGAGGCGAGCCCUGAAGAGCGAGUUUCUCGUCCGGGAAAACCGUAAAUACUAUCUGGACUUGAAGGAGAACCAGCGGGGUCGGUUCCUGCGGAUCCGGCAGACCGUAAACCGCGGACCUGGCUUUGGAGUCGGGGGCCCUGUGGGCGGCAUGCUGGCCGGCCAGACCAUUGCCCUUCCGGCGCAGGGGCUGAUCGAGUUCAGGGACGCCCUGGCUAAACUCAUCGACGACUACGGCGGAGACGACGAGGAGCUGGCCGGGGGCUCGGCCGCGGGGGGCUACAGCGAGCUCCCCGAGGGCACCUCCAUCAUGGUGGACUCCAAGCGGUUCUUCUUCGACGUGGGCUCCAACAAGUACGGCGUGUUCCUGCGCGUGAGCGAGGUGAAGCCCAGCUACAGGAACUCUAUCACCGUCCCGUUCAAAGCCUGGAGCAAGUUCGGAGGGGCGUUCAGCAGGUACGCCGAGGAGAUGAAGGAGAUCCAGGAGAGGCAGAGGGACAAGAUGUACGAGAGGAGAGAGGAGUCCGAGGGGGACGACGUGGACGACGACUGACUGAGUCCAGCAGCUGGUGGUCCAGCUUCCAGGACACUUUAGGGGUAUUUUGCAUAAAAGAGGGAGCAGUGCAUGACAAAUCUUAGCCUACUAAAAGUAUUGUGGCGUUAAAAAAAAGUACAUGUACAAGGAUUUAUUGGUGUUUAAAAAAGUUUAUUAGGUGGAGAGUUGGAGUUUGAGUCUCUGAAAGUGAAACAUUUCUAAUUGGUGAGAAAACAGAGUGAGUUACAAAAAGGAGAAAAAACAGCAAAUUGUUUUGUAAAAGUAGAAAAUCCAAACUGUUUCCUGUUUGCAGCCUAGGUUCUGUUCAGAGCAGAGACCUGGUCCGGUCCAGUCCAGGUCUCUCUCAUUGGGGGGGCCAGUUUGUGGGAUUCUUGUAAGUGGGUUGGAGGAAUCUGAGCACAGAAUAGAUGGACAGACGGACAGCUGUCACACAUCUGCAGGCCGUUAAUCGAAAAGAUUACCCAAAAUGUCAGGGGGGGGGGGGGGGAUUAUCUGCCAGGCCAAUCCAGGGGCUGAUGGAUGAAAUGAAAGCUUUGACUCCAGCAGUCAGUGACAGCUCAGCUCAGCUGCUUUAUGUUAUACAUACAAUCUGAGAGGCGCAGAGGUCACUCGGUGCGUUUUCACACCGGUUGUUUGAGAACGAUACGGAGCAGACCCCUCCUGGGACACGACACGUUUUAUUACAGGACUUAAUAUUCCCCACAGAACCAGGGUCCAAAUGUGUGGCAGUGGGCCGGAGAGCCCAGGCCAGGAGCUUUCAGACCCGUCACAACCCGGGACACAAACCCACUGAUGGACGCUUUCUUUCCUUUUUCUUCUUUUGUUUCAAAAGAGAACUAUAUUAAAAAUUAAACUGUACCUAUAGAAAAUAUAUCAGUGAGCAAACCAGCAGAAGAUAUUUUCAGAUACAUAUAAAAACCAAAAUGUAUUGUCUAAAGAGAUUUCAAGAGUUAAAAUAAAAAAUAUUAUUAAUUUCCUAAAACAAAGAUGACUCCAACUGCAGAUUAUUUUUCAUCUUGUGCCUCCCAGAGUUAAACUUAUUAAAAUAAUUUGAAAACAUU